UCUUUAGGUAGACUGAAUGAACGUCUGUGUGUUGUUCCCUUGUGAUCCUGUUACUCAUUACAGCGCCCAUCAAGGAUGCUGUCACCUCAUGUUAACUAGUUGCUUCCCAAAACAUGAAACAUAUUCACGAGGUAAAUUCCACACACGCUCAUUCCAUUAAGUGUGACCGUUUAUGGAGUUCAUUGGCUGAACCAGCUGCGAGGACCCUCCUCCCGUCCAGCUGCGCCACCGGAUUGGGUGGCGAGGUCGCCUGUCACCGAGACAUCAGUUGAGACACGAGUUCGCGCUGCUCCCCCUCAAGUGCGAUCAGUUUCAGCCGCGGAGUUCAGACCUGAUGCACGAGUCAGGGCAACGCGCAGCAAAGAUGAAGCCGGACUCCGAUUGGCUCUGAUUUUAAAAGCCCUUUUCAUUCAUGAGGCUGUCCAUUAUCACGAUGGCAGAACCGUCGGUUCCACGACCCCCUAAAAAAAUGGCGUCACUUAGCCGGGUCCGAGCUUUUACUUUGAUUUUUCUAACUGCAAGCUGUUAUUUAAUUACUCCGACAAGUGGCAAAGAAGCAGGAGAAGAAGAGACGGUGAUCAUCGGACUGAGACUGGAGGAUACGGAUGACAUUUCUUUUAUGGAUAAGGGCUAUUUGCGGGUCAGCGAGAGGUCUCGAGUGAGACUGAGAGUGUAUGGGCAAAACAUCAACAACGAGACUUGGUCCAAAAUUGCCUUUACGGAACACGAGAGAAGUCGAGUUAUUGGAAACAUUGUUAGCUCUUCGGGGGACAACAAGAGCCAGGAGCAUCCGUGUGGCAUUAGAACUUCAGAUAUUUUGAUCUUACCCAACAUAAUUUUAAAUCGCAAGACGUCUGGUGUCGUGGAAAUCCAGGUCAAACCUCUGCGGAAGACCGAGAGAAGCAAAGCGUACUACCUGUGCUUUGCCACUUCCACACCUGCCGUGGCUGGCAUGCACGACCCUUGGACAGAAAACACGUGGAUCUAUCAUGACGGAGAGGACACCAAAGUGAUCGUGGUCGAAGAGAAAAAGUUCCUGCUCCCUUUCUGGCUUCAGGUGAUCUUUAUUUCAAUGUUGCUGUGCCUCUCGGGUAUGUUCAGCGGGUUGAACUUGGGUCUGAUGGCUCUCGACCCCAUGGAGUUGCAGAUCGUUCAGAACUGCGGGACGGAAAAGGAGAAGAAUUACGCGAGGAAGAUUGAACCCGUCAGGAGCCAAGGAAACUAUUUGCUUUGCUCGCUUCUUUUGGGGAACGUUUUGGUGAACACCACCUUGACCAUUUUGUUGGAUGAUAUUGCCGGUUCGGGGUUGAUAGCUGUAGUGAUGUCCACCACCGGCAUUGUCAUAUUCGGGGAGAUUGUGCCUCAAGCUAUAUGUUCACGGCACGGUCUUGCUGUAGGUGCGAAUACAAUCUUCUUGACCAAAUUCUUCAUGCUGCUCACGUUUCCUGCGUCCUAUCCUGUAAGUAAACUAUUCGAUUAUCUACUCGGACAAGAGAUCGGCACCGUGUACAAUCGGGAGAAACUUUUGGAAAUGCUGAAGGUCACGGAUCCGUACAACGAUCUGGUGAAGGAGGAGUUGAACAUCAUUCAGGGUGCAUUGGAGCUGAGGAUUAAGACCGUGGAAGAUGUGAUGACUCCGUUGCGCGACUGCUUCAUGAUCACCAGCGAUGCUACGCUGGAUUUCAACACAAUGAGUGAGAUCAUGGAGAGCGGCUACACGCGCAUUCCGGUGUUCGAGCGGGACAGAUCCAACAUCGUGGACCUGCUAUUCGUGAAGGACCUGGCAUUUGUGGAUCCCGACGACUCCACCCCGCUGAAGACGAUCACUAAGUUCUACAGCCAUCCUUUACAUUUCGUUUUCAACGAAACAAAACUUGAUGCGAUGCUGGAGGAGUUUAAGAAAGGUAAAUCUCACCUGGCAAUAGUCCAGAGGGUCAACAACGAAGGAGAAGGUGACCCAUUCUAUGAAGUGCUUGGAAUUAUCACCCUGGAGGAUGUUAUUGAAGAAAUCAUAAAGUCUGAAAUCCUGGACGAGACAGACUUGUUUACUGACAACAAAACAAAAAAGAAAAUCACCCACCGAGAGAAGAAACAGGACUUCUCGGCUUUCAAGCACAUGGACAAUGAAAUGAAGGUUAAAAUAUCACCUCAGCUUUUACUGGCUACUUUGCGUUUCCUAGCAACAGAAGUUGAGUCUUUCAGUCCAUGCCAAAUGUCUGAGAAGAUUCUUUUGCGUCUCAUCAAGCACCCCAACGUCAUCCAGGAGAUCAAAUAUAAUGAGAAAAAUAAGAAAGCAGCUGAUCAUUACCUCUUCCACCGCAACAAGCCCGUGGACUAUUUCAUCCUCAUUUUGCAGGGGAAGGUAGAGGUGGAGGCCGGGAAAGAGGGGAUGAAGUUUGAAGCUGGAGCUUUCUCCUUAUAUGGGAUGAUGGCUCUCACUGCUUCUCCAGUUCCUCUCUCCCUGUCUCGUGCAUUUGUGGUCAGCAGGGCUGACUCUGUUGCUGGAUCUCCAGAAAACAAAUCCCCCCCUUGGUCAUUUGGACUGAACCAUUCGGACUCAUUACACCAUAGAGAGAGGAUUGAAGCCAUCACACCGUCAUUGGGCAGCAGUAAUAACCAGCUCAACGCCUUCCUGCAGAUCUAUGUGCCAGACUAUUCUGUCAGAGCAUUGUCAGACCUACAGUAUAUUAAGGUAACAUGUCAGCAAUAUCAAAACGCCCUCAUGGCAUCACGCAUGGACAAAACACCACAGUCAGAGAGCGAGUACACCAAAAUCGAAAUGACUCUGACAGACCUCCAUGAAGGAGUGACUGAUGAAACCACUGCUCUGUUCAGCCAGACGCAGAACUGUGUUGCUCACAACAAACGGAACCACACAGGACACAGCGAGGGAGCUGUCUAGCUCUCACUGGGGUGGUGGAGCAAAGUGGAGAGAGGAAAGCGACGCGCUCCUCUGGGCUUCACCUGCUUCACCACCUCACACUGUAUGGUAGUGCAGGACUACUGUGGCCUGGGCUUGGGUUUACCCUGGGCAUUGACCCGGUUCAGUCUCAUUCAUUCAGAAGAACCCUUGUUUAUAUCCCCCAGACCAAAGAGUUUGGAGGAUGGACAUUCUCUGACAAGCCCCUCCAGCACACUCACACUGCCCCUGUGAUGUUCAGAAAAAAAGAAAGACUUAAGUCAGAUGCUGUAAUACGUUAAAUCAAAUACUGCUUUGAAGGAAACAGUAAACCAAGAGCCUUAUUACCAACUCACAUAUUUAUUUAUUUUAUGUGUUUGUACUGUAUGUACCUGCAUGUUUGAGGAUAUAGUUGUCGGCACAUGCAAACAAUUCUGUGUAAAGUUAUGCCUCUAUGUGUGUGCAUCUAUGAGUGUCACUGAU
Triplophysa rosa is the source of this 3382-nucleotide messenger RNA. RefSeq names its product cyclin and CBS domain divalent metal cation transport mediator 2b (gene cnnm2b). The record is from RefSeq and is a predicted model, not a curated record. Gene Ontology annotation, molecular function: magnesium ion transmembrane transporter activity. The transcript has 8 exons. Gene Ontology annotation, biological process: magnesium ion homeostasis; transport. NCBI's taxonomy places the organism in Eukaryota, Metazoa, Chordata, Actinopteri, Cypriniformes, Nemacheilidae. The coding region runs from base 413 to 2902 and encodes 829 amino acids. Gene Ontology annotation, cellular component: plasma membrane.